GCAUAAUGAACAAAUCGUUGAUUGCUCUCGGAGCACAGACAGCUCGUCGAUUUCUGAGCAGUUCAUCAAAAAAUACGAUAGGAGGAGGAGAUGCGAAUCGGGCAGACACUGGUGUACUCGAUGGUUAUCAUAUAAAUCCACUUGAAGAGUCUGACAUGACAGAUCGUAGUCGAAUUUCAAUGUUAUCUACGGAAAUGCUCGAAGCAAAACAAAUUGGAGUUCGUGGACUUUCAUGCUAUGGAUUUCGACUUCUCGAUGGAACAUUUUUAUAUGGCCCAAUCGCCUUGUUUCCAAAGACGGCUCUUUCGUGGCGUGUUCCAACUCCAGAAGACAUCACUCCACGAUCACUUGCUCUUUUUGCUGCUCUUGAACCAAAAAUUGACAUUCUUGUGUUAGGAGUUGGGGAUAAAAAGAAUAUUGACAAAGUUCGAGCCAGUGUAGCACCAUUCCUUCGUGAACAUAAAAUUGGAUUAGAGAUUAUGGAUACUGAGGACGCGAUCGCAACAUUCAAUUUUCUGAAUGCCGAGGGGCGAUAUGUAGGAGCUGCUCUUUAUCCUCCAGAUGAUAUGGUUGUUACUGAUAAGGAAUACGGUAGAGCUCUGGCUCUUUUGAAAGGAUGGGACACGGUUGAAGAAAAUCCAUUGCUCACUGGUCUUUCUGAUACAAUAAACGGGGCUGAGGAUUUGGUUAAGCGAUUGUGGAGUGGAGAUGAAAAGAGUUGGCAAUCAGCAAGACAAAAAGUACUUGAGUCACCAUCUGAACGAGAAGAACGAAUGCAACAAGAAAUGAAUGAUAAAGAAAAGAAACGAAUUGAAUAAUAUUGGAAUUUGUUUUUUUUUUUUAGAAAUCUUAGCAACUAUAUUUCGUUUUUGUUGAUUUUAUUAAAUAAAAAUAUAAAAUUUAUGAA
Caenorhabditis elegans is the source of this 907-nucleotide messenger RNA. RefSeq names its product NADH dehydrogenase [ubiquinone] 1 alpha subcomplex assembly factor 3 (gene nuaf-3). Bases 6 to 818 code for a protein of 270 amino acids. Gene Ontology annotation, cellular component: mitochondrion. The record is from RefSeq and is marked reviewed. The transcript is spliced from 7 exons. Lineage: Eukaryota; Metazoa; Nematoda; Chromadorea; Rhabditida; Rhabditidae. Gene Ontology annotation, biological process: mitochondrial respiratory chain complex I assembly.